AUGGUGAAGCUAGACUACGACCGAGACUACUAUGCAGAUCUCGAACUGCCACCCACGGCAGAUGCAGCUGAAGUCAAAAAACAGUUCAAGAAACUAGCGCUCAAAUGGCACCCCGACCGCAAUCCGGGCAAGGAAGAUGAAGCCAAGGAGAAAUUCCUGGUUAUCCAAGCCGCCCACGAGAUCCUGACGGAUCCAGUCACCAAAUCCAAGCUCGAUGCCUACCGCCAGCGAACGUCGAGGUACCCAGGAGCUUCUGGUGUCAAGGGUAACCCUUGGCAAUACACGGCAUAUGAGGUGAACCAGAAGUUCGGCGCUCCCCCGAGACGGCCCCAGAUGCCAACCCGCCCGCCUGCGCCGACAGCUGCUUCAACGGCACAUUGGGGCUGGGCAAAAGAGAAAGCGAAGACGGGAAAUACAAAGGCGAAUAUGGACGCAUGGGAUCGAGCACGGCCGCAACCCAAGCCGUCUCAGCCGAGCGGUGCGGCUUAUGGGCCCGGUGCGAGUCCUUCUAAGCACAGGGAGCCACCAACCCCGCGGACUGCAUCGCAGGCCCGGCGACAGGAAGCAGCGUUCGGGACCAAGAAGGCCGGGUAUGCCCCGGCGUCGCCCAUGGGUGAUGAGCCGCCAGUGAGGAACCAACACUACAAUACGACUGCUCACACCACAGAACCGAGUAAGCCCACGCCGGCCUCUGCUUUCGUCGACCCAUUGAGCGAACAGUUCAGCGAGACUUUCCUGGACCCCCGUCAGCGGACGCCCUAUGCCGCUAAUGUCGGCGAAAAGACGAACCCGUUUGAACCGCUCAAUGUCAACCGGUCUAAGAGCACGCGAGACGGCGCCAAGAGGUUUCAGGAUGGCACUGGAGACGCGCCCACCCCGCCGUCUCGUCAACGGAGCGCUAGUACCGGCUCCGAGAACCUCAAGAAGUCGACGAACGAAAACCCAGUGUUCAACAAUUCCAGCACGAAGCCAAACUUUCAAUCACGGGCAAGCGCACGGUACAGCCCUCGCGGACCUGACACAAGCUCAGCACCACCCACAGCGACCUUCCCCGGCCAGAGUUCGGCCUCAACGAUGAAUAGCAGUGCGAAUGACACAACAGCAACGGUGAACAGAGAUGCUGCGGAACAAGGAACGAACGGCGCCAAAGUGUACGAGUCUCCGUUUCCCAAUCCUUAUCAUAGUUGCUGUUAUAGCCACACACCGCACACGAGUGGUCGUGCCGGUGUGGGCUCGACUCAUACAAGGAAGUUCGCCUUCCCCGCCUACAACUCUCAAGAGAACGCCAGUCCGGCUCCCAGUGGAGGCAGACCAAGUCCUGGCGCCAAUUCUUUCGAGACAAAAUUGCAAGCGCAGUUGCAGCACCUCUUGGGCGGAGCACGAGCGCAGACCUACGAGCGGUCUGUGCCGUCGCCCUCCAGCAACAAUCUGCCGCCGAGAAAGACAGGAAGCUGGACCAGCAAAUACACUAACAACCCUUACACUAACAGCUUCUCGGUCCCCGACGACGAGGCGAACUUGCCGGCUCAUCAUGCCCGCUUCACCCGAAACAGUGCCGAUAAUAUCAACACUCGGUUCGUCGCGGAGGAGAGGGGCGGUGCUAACUUCCAGUUCAGUGCGGGGCCAGCAGGCUCGGCAGACGAUGACUUUCUCAGGGCGAAGCAGCGCGCGCGCGGACACGCAUCGCCCCUUAGGAACGAGUUUAUCGCGUCGGCCGAGCCGGUCAACGGUACUCAACAGGCCGAAGCCGGCAAGAAACAGGGAGAUUUCGUCGCCGAAGAGUGGAAGGAGGCCUUUGGGCCGCACAUUUUCGAGCCACCACAGCCGGGCAAACCAUCAACUUCACCCACACGGCCCAUCCGACCGAUUAAGAAGCCGCGGCCGGUCCGGAUCACUGCAGGGACAGCAGGUAUGGUGGACGAUGAUGAGACCAGCGGAGAGGACAAAGCCAAACUGAGGACGCCAGCGAGCGGCAUCCACGGUUCUAGGAGCCCGAACGCCAUGGACAUCGAUACUCCGCCGCCUGAGCCCGCCGCUGGGGCCGGGCAAGCCAACGGGGUCCGCAACAUCCCCGUCGAGCCCACCAACCCCGAGUGGCGCGCUGGCAAUGCCGAUACCAACGGCAACAACGUCGAACCUAAGCUAGGCGCCGGCUUGAAGAUUCCCACCCUCAACCCCAACGCAGCGGGCUCCGAAGACACAGAAGACUUCAUACGUCCCAUCUUCCCUGAAUUCCACAACGUCGAGCCAUUCGCCCAAAGGGCCUCAGGCCUAAAUUCGUUUGCCGACCUCAGCACCAACCUGCCCUUCCCGAGCCGUCCGUCGGUCAAGAUUCCCCUCUCAAUGGAGCACGAGAUUGCACCCAAGCAGCUCAACAUCCCGACCCCGCCGACGGCGCCCCGCGCUCCGGCGAGCCUGUGCAUACCGGGUCCCAAAGCGGCGUCCUCGCAGGCGUGGGUGGGGUAUGUGCGCGAGUUCGAGGCUUAUCUGCGUGCGUGGCUCGAAUUUAAUCGCAAGGUGACGGACCACUUUGCCGCGAGGCAAAAGUUGAAUGAGAAGAGUGAGAUUGGGGUGUGGUUGAAUGCCGCGGGGGAUGGUGGGGUGCAGGAGUAUCUACGAGCGCUGGAGGAGGAUCGGAUUGUCAGGCAAAGGUGGAUGGCGGCUUGUGAUGCGCAUGAGUUGCAUUUUAGGGAGUUUAUGGGGGUUAGGGAGAAGGUUUUGGGGCGUUAG
This is a messenger RNA of Parathielavia appendiculata, 2730 nucleotides long. RefSeq lists its product as uncharacterized. The transcript is spliced from 3 exons. Bases 1 to 2730 code for a protein of 909 amino acids. Lineage: Eukaryota; Fungi; Ascomycota; Sordariomycetes; Sordariales; Chaetomiaceae. The record is from RefSeq and is a predicted model, not a curated record.